Molecule: messenger RNA, 17077 nt
Organism: Petromyzon marinus (sea lamprey)
Lineage: Eukaryota; Metazoa; Chordata; Hyperoartia; Petromyzontiformes; Petromyzontidae
Source: RefSeq, a predicted model, not a curated record
UCCCCGCGGCCCCUCCCCCCGGCUCCAGAGCCCGCGUCCAACUUCCCGACGGCGCGGCGCCUGGGAGCUCUGUCCGUCGGCCCGCUCGCCCUCCCGGGGCCCUCAUGGGAAAUCGGUGAAAUAGAUGAGGGAUUCCCCUUCCCCAUCCCCUCCCCAAAAACAUAAAAAACAAUAAAUAACCUCCUCAUCCUCCUCCCCACACCACCACCUCCUCCCCACCUGCCCCACACACCCCCCCUCGGUCACCUCUCGAGAAAGUUUGGCCAGCAAUGAUGGCUUAGCGGCGGCGAGCAGAGGGGGCCUGCGCGCUGGCGUUGAUGCCGUUGACUCGCAGAGCCAGCAGGAAGGCCAGUCGAGACGCGGACGAAGGAAGGAGGAGGAGAAGGCAGAGGAGGGAGCCGUCCCACCACCCGCGCGGACGUGGGGAGGAGGAGGAGGAGGAAGAGGGACUGCGACGACGACGGGCAUUAUGGCCGACCCCAUGAUGGAUCUCUUCGAAGAUGGCAACAUCUUCGACUCGGAGAGCCUGCCGGGGCUUGGCGCCGAGGCCUUCGCCGACGGUGGAGGCGCUGCCGCCGACCCCCUAGAGCAGCAGCUGCAGAUGGAGCAAGGCUACGGUGGGAUGCAGCAGCAGCAGCCUCAACAGCAGCAGCAGCCUCAGCACAAGCUACACCACUACGAGCAGUAUGCGCAGUAUCAGUCGCCCAGAAAGUACCCGCAGCAGGGGGAGCAGGGCAACGGGAUCGCGGGGCCUCAGGGCCCGCAGUACCACCCCAACCCCCCCACUGGCCAGUACGGCCUGUGUCCACCCUACAUGGAUGCAGACCCUUUGUGGGGGGGGCAGGGCCCGGCCAGCGGGCCCCCUGCUCCUCCGCCAAACUCCAAUGCGUACCACCAGGUUGGACAUCCGCCGCCGACUAUGCAGACGCAGCAGCUUAGCUACAUGCAACCUCACCACGACUAUGCCUUACACCAGCAGCAGCAGCAGGGCCCCAUGCAGCCUCCCCAAGGUGGGCCUCAUCCGCCUGUGGGGCCGGGGCCACCGCCGCCACCCCCCCAGCAGAGGAUGAACCAGUACGGGCCGGACGGCCGCAACCCGUACAUGGGCGGCGUGGCGGUGCCGCACUCGCAUGGCAUGAUGCCGCCCCACCAGGCGUGUGGCCCACCGGCCUACAUGCAGGCCCCGGGGGCGCCCCCGCCGCCACCGCAGCAGCAGCAGUAUCCGGUCAGGGGUCAGACGAACAGCAUGCCUCCGCCACCCUCUAACCACGGUGCGAGCAACUCAGGACAGUUCCCUCACCCGUACCAGUACGCCACGCAGCCGCAGAGGCCUGCCAACCCGGGCGCAAUGGGCCACGACGGGCCGCCGCCGGGCCACGGCUUCGCAGGGGGCCCCGGGAGCCCCCAGUUCCUGCGGCAUGCCCAAGGGGCCAUGAAUGUACACCCUCUGAACCCAAACCAAAUGAACCAAAUGUCGGCUAUGCAGAACACUGCGAAUCCUCAGAGCCAGGCACAGUCGCAGCACACUCAGGGAAACUUCAGCGCGUCCCCCAUGAAGGGAGGAGGCCUAAGCCAGCAGCCACUGGGACCCGGCCAGCAACCGAGCGGAUUUCCCGUUAUGCAGCAGCAGUCUCAACAGGUGACAAUGGUGGGCACCGCUGGGCCUCAGCCUGCCUCCAGCGGCGGUGGCAUGGUGGCGCUGUCGGGCCAGCGGUUUGUGCUAGCGCCGGCCCACUCGGGCCCACCUCACCAGGGCCCACCUCACCAGGGCCCACCUCACCAGGGCCCACCUCAUCCUGGGCCACCCCAUCAGGGACCUCCUCACCAGGGUCCUCAUCCGGGUCCGCCUCACCAGGGUCCCCACCCGGGCCCUCCUAACCAUGGUCCCCACCCGGGACCUCCUCACCAGGGUCCGCACCCAGGACCUCACCAGGGUCCCCACCCGGGACCUCACCAGGGUCCCCACCCAGGACCUCACCAGGGUCCCCACCCGGGACCUCACCAGGGUCCCCACCCGGGACCUCCUCACCAGGGUCCGCCCCACCCGGGACCUCCUCACCAGGGUCCGCCCCACCCGGGACCUCCUCACCAGGGUCCGCCUCACCAGGGACCUCCCCAUCAUGGGCCUCCUCACCCAGGUCCACCUCACCCAGGACCCCCUCAUCAGAGUCCUCACCAGGGAUCCCCUCACCAAGGGCCACCUCAUUCGGGCAUGACUCACCAAGGCCCACCUCACCCAGGAUCUCCACAUCCAGGACCUCAUCCAGGUCCUCAUCAGAGUCCUCACCAAGGACCCACUCACCUUGGUCCUCACCAGGGUUCCCCUCACCCGGGACCCCCUCAUCAUGGCCCUCACCUGGGACCUCCACAUCAUGGCCCACCUCACCAGGGACCUCUACACCCUGGGCCACCUCACCCCGGCCCCCCUCACCAGGGACCCCUCCACCAGAUGUCACCUCACCAGAUGUCACCUCACCAGAUGUCUCCUCACCAAAUGUCACCUCACCCUGGCCUACCACACCCAGGUCCACCUCACCCGGGCCCACCUCACCCGGGACCCCACCACCAGGGUCCCCACCACCAGGUGCCACCUCACCAGAUGCCACCUCACCCAGGCAUGCCUCACCAGGGCCCUCUGCAUCAGGAUCCCUACCACACAGGCCCACCCCACCAGGGGCCCCCUCACAUGGGGCCCCUCCACCCGCAUAUGGGCCCCCACCACCAGGGGCCCCCCAUGCAGGGCCUACCCCACCCGGGCUUGGGGGCAGCGCCGUCGUCGGCGGGGCCCGUCAACCAGCAGCAGCAGCAGCCGCCCCCCAUGCAGAUCAAGCUUCAGAUAAAGCUGCAGCCUAAACAAGGCCCUCCAAGCACGCAGGUCCCACAGAUGGUCCCUCUGAGCCACCAGGAGACCGUCGCCACCCAACCCGACACGACCACGCUGAAGCCCGGCCGCAAGGGCAAGCGCAAGCGCGCGUCCCAGGACGACGAAGGCGGCGGCGGCGAUGCCGAUGCCGACCCCAACGGGCAGGGCCAGGCCAAGGCCAAGGGCGGCCGGGGCCCGGGCAAGGCCAAGGGCCCCGGCCGCAAGAAGCAGUCGCAGGAGAAGGCGAGCGACAAGGCCAGCCGCAUCGUCGCGGAGGCCAUCGCGAAGGCGCGGGCGCGGGGGGAGACCGACAUCCCCCGCGUGCUGGCGCCGGCCGAGAUGCACGACGGGCGUCCGCUGGGGCAGCCGGCGGGGCUCGACGCCGGCGGCGACCUCGACAUCGCGCUGCCGCAGGCCAAGAAGCCCAAGAAGAAGGCCGCGGCUGGCGCCGCUGCCCCCCCCAAGGAGCCCAAGGCCCCCAAGGAGCCCAAGAAGCCCAAGGAGCCCAAGGAGCCCAAGAAACCCAAGGAGAAGAAGGAGAGGAAGCCCAAGACGGCCACCUCUACGACGCAGCCCAAAGCGAAGGCCGGCAAGAAGAACAGCAAACCUCCGGUGUCGCCCGGCUCGCUAAAGAAGAGCAAGAAGAGGAAAGGGGAGCUCUCGCCGGACCACUCGGACAUGGAGCGCACGCCGCCUCCCUCUCCACCCGAGGAGGAGAGCCUGAUCGAGAAGCGGCGCUCGAACCGGCACGUGAAGCGCAAGCGCUACACUGAGGACCUGGAGAUGAAGCUAACCGACGACGACGGCGACGACGACGAGGAGGUGGACGUGACGGGGACUGGCGCCAGCCCGGUGGGCCGCUCGGCCCAGCACGGCGCGGAACAUCUGGGCGAGGAGGAGGCGGCGGUCGUCGACAAAAUCCUGGCGAUAAGGACGACCCGGAACGAGCUGCCUUCCGGCGAGGGUUCCGUCGAUGUCGAGGAAUUCUACGUCAAGUACAAGAACUACUCGUACCUGCACUGCGAGUGGGCCACCGUGCCGCACCUGGAGCGGGACAAGCGUGUCCACCAGAAGAUCAAGCGCUACAAGGCCAAGCAGGCGCUGCUCAACAACUUCUUUGCCGAGAUGGACGACGAGCCGUUCAACCCCGACUACGUGGAGGUGGACAGGAUCCUCGAGGUUUCCCACUGCACCGACAAGGACAGCGGGGAGCCGGUGACGUACUUCCUGGUGAAGUGGUGUUCCCUGCCGUACGAGGAGAGCACCUGGGAGCUUCGGGAGGACGUCGACGCCACCAAAAUCACCGAGUUCGAGCAACUACGCACCUGCAAACUGGACACCACCAGAAUGGACCGGCCGCCGGCCAACGAGUGGGUGAAGUUGGAGCGCUCGCGCGACUACAAGAACGGCAACCAGCUGCGCGAGUACCAGCUGGAGGGCCUCAACUGGCUGCUCUUCAACUGGUACCAAAAGCAAAACUGCAUCCUGGCGGACGAGAUGGGGUUGGGAAAGACGAUCCAGUCGAUCACGUUCCUGCAGGAGAUGGUGUACGUGGGCAUCCGUCGGCCGUUCCUCAUCAUCGCGCCGCUUUCCACCAUCGCUAACUGGGAGCGGGAGUUCCGCACGUGGACCGACCUGAACGCCAUCGUGUACCACGGCAGCCUGGCGAGCCGCCACAUCAUCCAGCAGUACGAGAUGCACCACCGCGACGAGCAGGGCCGCGCGAUUCCCUGCGCAUACAAGUUCGACGCCAUCAUCACGACCUUCGAGAUGAUCCUCACCGACUGCCCCGAGCUGCGCGACAUCGGCUGGCGCUGCGUCAUCAUCGACGAGGCGCACCGCCUCAAGAACCGCAACUGCAAGCUCCUCGAGGGGCUCAAGCAGCUCAAUCUGGAGCACAAGGUGCUGCUGACGGGGACGCCGCUCCAGAACACCGUGGAGGAGCUCUUCAGCCUGCUCAACUUCCUGGAGCCGGCGCGCUUCCCGUCGGAGCCGGCGUUCCUCGAGGAGUACGGCGACCUCAAGACGGAGGAGCAGGUGCAGAAGCUGCAGGCCAUCCUGAAGCCCAUGAUGCUGCGGCGUCUCAAGGAGGACGUGGAGAAGAAUCUGGCGCCCAAGGAGGAGACGAUCGUCGAGGUGGAGCUCACCAACAUCCAGAAGAAGUACUACCGCGCCAUCCUGGAGCGCAACUUCUCCUUCCUGGCCAAGGGCGCGUCGGGCGGCCAGGCCAACCUGCCCAACCUCAUGAACACCAUGAUGGAGCUGCGCAAGUGCUGCAACCACCCGUACCUCAUCAACGGUGCGGAGGAGAAGAUCCUGGAGGAUUUCCGCGAGUCGCACGGGGUGGACGCCAUGGACUUCCACCUGCAGGCCAUGAUCCAGGCGGCCGGCAAGCUGGUGCUGAUCGACAAACUCCUGCCCAAACUCAAGGCCGGCGGGCACAAGGUGCUCGUCUUCUCGCAGAUGGUGCGCUGCCUCGACAUCCUCGAAGACUACCUCAUCAAUCGCCGGUACCCGUACGAGCGGAUCGACGGGCGCGUGCGCGGGAACCUGCGGCAGGCGGCCAUCGACCGCUUCUGCAAGCCGGACUCGGACCGCUUCGUCUUCCUGCUGUGCACGCGCGCCGGCGGGCUCGGCAUCAACCUCACGGCCGCCGACACCUGCAUCAUCUUCGACUCGGACUGGAACCCGCAGAACGACCUGCAGGCCCAGGCGCGGUGCCACCGCAUCGGGCAGAGCAAGGCAGUGAAGGUUUACCGGCUCAUCACUCGCAACUCGUACGAGCGCGAGAUGUUCGACAAGGCGAGCCUCAAGCUGGGCCUCGACAAGGCCGUGCUGCAGUCCAUGAGCGGUCGGGAGAACGCCACCAACGGGGUGCAGCAGAUGUCCAAGAAGGAGAUUGAGGACCUGCUGAGGAAGGGCGCUUACGGGGCCAUCAUGGACGAGGAGGACGAGAGCUCCAAGUUCUGCGAGGAGGACAUCGACCAGAUCCUGCAGCGCCGCACGCACACCAUCACCAUCGAGACAGAGGGCAAGGGCUCCACCUUCGCUAAGGCGAGCUUCGUGGCAUCGGGGAAUCGGGACGACAUCUCUCUGGACGACCCCAACUUCUGGGCUAAGUGGGCAAAGAAAGCGGAAGUCGACCCGGACGCAUUCAGCCGCAGGAACACGCUGGUUAUCGACACACCGCGCGUGCGCAAGCAGACGCGGCACUACGACGCGGUGAAGGGCGAGGAUCUGGACUUCUCGGAGGGCGACAGCGACGACGAGCGGGCGACGCCACGCACGCGCCGCAGCCACGACCGCGCCACGGGAUACGCGCGCACCGAGUGCUUCCGCGUCGAGAAGAACCUCCUCAUCUACGGCUGGGGCCGGUGGACCGACAUCCUGUCGUACGGGCGCUUCAAGCGCCGGCUGGCCGAGGGCGACGUGGAGGCCAUCUGCCGCUCGUUGGUAGUGUACUGCCUGCAGCACUACCGCGGCGACGAGAAGAUCAAGGCCUUCAUCUGGGACCUCAUCACUCCCACGGCCGACGGGCAGACGCGCACGCUGCAGAACCACUCGGGCCUGUCGGCGCCGGUGCCGCGUGGCCGCAAGGGCAAGAAGGUCAAGGCCCAGAGCGGCCUGCCUGACCUGGAGAAGGCCGACUGGCUGACCAAGAGCAACCCGGAGGUCAUCCUGCAGGACGAAGGCUACAAGAAGCACCUCAAGCAACAGUGCAACAAGGUGUUGCUGCGGGUGCGCAUGCUCUACUACCUGCGGCAGGAGGUGAUCGGGGACCAGGCUGAGCGAGUGCUGCAGGGGUGCGACUCCAGCGAGAUCGACGUGUGGAUCCCAGAGCUCGACCAGGGCGACCGUCCGGCCAGCUGGUGGAACUCAACGGCCGACAAAUCCCUGCUCAUCGGGGUCUUCAAGCACGGCUAUGAGCGGUACAACUCGAUGCGCGCGGACCCGACGCUCUGCUUCCUGGAGAAGGUCGGCAUGCCGGACCAGCAGGCCUUCGCAGCCGAGCAACGCGGGGGUGAUCUGGGCGAUGGCGGAGAGUUUGAGCGCGACGAGGGCGAGGAUCCGGAGUACAAGCCGGCGCGCGCCGCCUUCCGGGACGACAUCGACAUCGAGGACGACUUCAUGUCGUCGUCGGACCUCAAGAUGACGAUCUCCGACGACGCCGGCGGGGUCGGCGGCAGCUCGUGCGGCGACGGCAGCGGGCGGCCGGGCUGGCCGUCGGGCUCGGCGCUCACCACGCGCCUGCGUCGCAUCGUCACGGCGUACCAGCGCUGCUACAAGCAGCAGCAGCAGCGGCUGCUGGCGGCGGCCAAGCCCGACCGCAGGCGGCGCCGCCGCAACGAGGAGCUCAUCCAGGCUCGCGAGGCCGCCAAGACGGAGCGCCGGCAGAGGUGGACGCGCCGCGAGGAGACGGAUUUCUACCGCGUGGUGUCGACGUUCGGCGUGGAGUACGACCCCGAGCGGCAGCAGUUCGACUGGGCGCGCUUCCGCGCCUACGCGCGGCUCGACAAAAAGACGGACGAGAGCCUCACCAAGUACCUGCUGGCCUUCCUCGCCAUGUGCCGCCGCGUGUGCCGCAUGCUGCCGCACGAGAGCGACCGCCUCGUGGACCCGUCGCUGCUGCUGGCCCCCAUCACGGAGGAGCGCGCGUCGCGCACCCUCUACCGUAUCCAGCUGCUGCGCAAGGUGCGCGAGCAGGUGCUGCGCCACCCGCAGCUGGAGGAGCGCCUGCUGCUGUGCGCCCCCUCCUACGACCUCCCCGAUUGGUGGGAGUGCGGUCGGCACGACCGCGAGCUGCUCAUCGGCGCCGCCCGCCACGGAGUCAGCCGCACCGACUACCACAUCCUGUGUGACGCCACGCUGCCCUUCCGCGAGGCGCAGCAGAGGUACAUCCAGUGCCAGACGUCCUCCAGCACCAAUAACGCCAACGCGCUGGCGCUACUGCGGCACCAACACCACCACCGUGCCGCAGCCUCCCCGGUGGCAGGGGACCCCCCCGACGAAACCGCUAAUGGGGCGACGGUGGCGGCGGCGGCGGCGGUGGCUGGGCCGGACGGAGGGGCGGGAGGUCCCGACGAAGGGCCGGAGAAGGGCCCCGACGGGACGGCGCCGGCCGAGGGAGAGGACGGCGCCGUUGCCGCCGAGGCGCCGGUAGAGGUGAAGUCCGAGUCGAGCGAGGAGAGAGUGGAGAACUUCGGAGAGGCCGAGGUGCACGUGAAGUCGGAGCCGUUGGCCGAGGUGGACGCAGGCGUCGGGGAGCCGUCGGCGCCGCCGCCCGCGGAUGAGGUGGAGGAGCCGAGGUCUGCCCCCAAACUCGACGGCACCGAAACGAAACCGGACUCCGGGGCCGUCACCGCAGAGCCCGACGUGCCAACGAAGCAGGAAGCGGCGGAGAAGCCAGAAGCGCCCACGAAGCGGGAGGAUGACGAGCCGGUGGUGAUGAAGCAGGAGGAGGACGUGCCUGUGAAGAAGCAGGAGGAGGAAGCAUUAGGGAAGCAGGUGGAGGAAGCUUUGGGGAAGCAGGAGGAGGAAGCAUUAGGGAAGCGAGUGGAGGAAGCUUUGGGGAAGCAGGAGGAGGAAGCAUUAGGGAAGCGAGUGGAGGAAGCUUUGGGGAAGCAGGUGGAGGAAGCGUUGGGGAAACAGGAGGGGGAAGCUUUGGGGAAGCAGGAGGGGGAAGCUUUGGGGAAGCAGGAGGAGGAAGCUUUGGGGGAGGAGGAAGCGUUGCGGAAGCAGGAGGAGGAAGCGUUGCGGAAGCAGGAGGAGGAAGCGUUGCGGAAGCAGGAGGAGGAAGCGUUGCGGAAGCAGGAGGAGGAAGUGCUUUCCAAGGUGAAGCAGGAAGUGCUGGCCAAGGUGAAGCAGGAAGUACCGGCCGAGGUGGUGGUGGAGGAGAGCAGGACAGAGGAGGUGAAGGAGGAGGCGCGUCGCGAGGAAGCGCGGAGGAAGAGCAGUGAGGACGGCGAGGAAGACGACGAGGAGACGGACAGCGACGACGAGGAGAAGUCCGACUUCGAGUUGAAGGCUCGCGGCGUGACCGGGUCUUUGCAACCCCGGGCGUUCGCCGACGAGAGCAACGCGUCAUUCGGGCGCGGGGACGACACGCUGGACGACUCGGUGCGUGAGGAGGGGGAGUUGUGCCCGCCCGGAUACCCCGACCCCCACCAGCCCAUCUACACCUUCUCCUACUGGCCCAAGGACCGCGUGAUGAUCAACCGCAUCGACCAGAUCUGCUACACGGUGCUUCGGGGCAAGUGGCCGUCGGCACGGCGACUGGUGCUGGAGGUGGUGGCCUCGACAAGCGCGGUUGCUGCGGUUGCCGCGGCAACGCCGGUGCCGGCACCAGCAGCGCCCCCGGUGGCGACCUUUACCCCCAGUGGCACGGACAGCCCGUUGGCCAACGACUCGCCGGCCCUGAGCAUCGCCGAGGAGACGGGCGCUCCGUCUCCGCAGCUCGCCAAGGACGACGACCUCAAGCUCCCCUUCCACAAGCAGCGGCGCAAACGGCGCAAGAAGGCGGAGAUCGAGGCCGAGCAGGUGGCCAAGCGGCGCAGCCUCAUGGACCUCAUGGCGCAGGCCAUGGACCCCACCAAGGCGCCACCGGUGGCCCCGGCGGCGGCGGCGGCGGCCGCCCCGGCGACGAUCGGCCUUCCGGACGAGCUGUGGCAAGACUCGGCCGUCGACCUCUCGUUCUUCGCCGCCGAGAGCGGCUCGGGUUCCGUCGGCGCGGAGGGCUCGGCGCCGGCGUCCAGGGGCAAUGCCGGCACGGCCGCCGUCCCCUCCCGGGGGGCCCCGGCCGAUGUGCUCAAGGCCCGCCUGGACGCGGUGCUGCAGGCGCGAGCGCUGGCCUCGGCCGGAUCGGCGGCGGCGGCGGCGGCGGCGAGGGCCGGCCUCAACAACGGCGCCCUGACGGGCGGGGACGGCACCGCCGCGAGGGACGCGCUGGGGGCCGGCAGAGUCGUCCGCAAGCGCCGGGGCCGCAGGAAGAACGUGGAGGGGUUUGACCUUAGCCUCAUGACGAGCCACAAGCACGGCGGAGCGGACGACGCCGAUGGCGCCAAGCCGGUGGACGAGGCGGCUGCCGCGGCGACGGCGGCGGCCGUCACAGCGGCGGCGACGGCGGCGGCGAGCGUGCCCGUGGUGUCGGCGGCGGCGGCGGCACCGGCCGAAACGCCGGAGUCGCGAGUGCCGGUGGUGAGCCUGCAGGAUGGCACCCGCCUGGCGGGGCAUGACGCGCCAUCACGGCGCCAGCUGGAGGAGUUCCUCAAGCAGAACCCGGCGUACACCGUGGACAUGGCCAGCCUGCUGCCGAGCGCCAGCGGCCUCCUGGUGGACCCCCUCGACAAGCCGAAGAAGAAGCGCCACCGCUGCAAGAACCCGCACAAGCUGGACGUGCGCAGACUCACGGGGGAGGAGCGCGUGCCCGUCGUCAACCGCCGCUCCGCCAAGAAGAUGGGCGGUGCGAUGGCACCCACGCUCAAGGAGCUGGCGCGGUGGCUGCAGGAGAACACGGAGUUCGCCGUCCCCGACGACUGGGGCGAGGUCGUCAAGCAGUCGGGCUUCCUCCCCAACGCCAUGUUCGGCCGUAUCCUCACGGGCCCCGUGGUGCCGGAGGAGGGCGCGCGCCGGCGCGGGCGCCGCCCCAAGGCCUCUGCGCUCCUCAAAGCCUCGACAAACUCCCUCGUUGGCGGCGGCGCCGGCGGUGGCGCCGGCGGCGGCAGCCUCCUUUCGGCGAGCACCGGCGACCUCGCGAACCUCGCGAACCUGCAAAGCCUGCACAGCCUACAACUCGCCAGCCUCAUGGGCUUCCCGACGGCGCUGGGCGGCGGCGCCGGCUCGUCGUCCGACGACGUGAAGGCCGCGGCCGCUGCGGCGAUGCUGCCCAUGAUGCUGCCGGGGUUGGGGCCCAUGUUCGGCCUUGGAGGGCUCCUCAACACGGCGCUAGCGUCCUCCGCCGGCGCCGACGCAAACGGAAAAGCGGACGGGGAGCAGGGGACUUCCUCUUCGGCGGCGGCGGCGGUGAUGGCGGCGUUGCUGAACGAUGGGAAAGACGGCGGCGUGGACGAAGACGGCGCGCCGGGCACCAGCGGCAGGUCGGCGGCCGCUACCGCCGCCGCCACGGCAGCGUUCAACAGCAACCUGCUGGCGUCCAUCAGCCCCUUCCUGCUGUCCCCGCAGCUGCUCUACCCCUCCAUGUUCCCACUGUCGGGCCUGGGCGUGACUCUGCCCGGCUUUGCGCAGCAGCAGCAGCAGCAAGAGCACCAGCAGCAGGAGGAAGAGCAGCAGCAACUGCUGCAGCAGCAGCAGGCGGGAAUCGCCGUGAGUUCGACGCCGAGUAGAGCCCGUUCGAGCGUGGGCAAGGGCGCCGGCGUGACGGGCAAAGCCAAGAAAAAGGCCGCGCUGAAGCAGGCGGCAGCAGAGCAGCAGCAGCAGGAACAGCAGCGGCAGGAGCUGGAGCAACAGAAGCAGCAGCAGCAGCAGCAGCUGCUGAAAGUUGCGAAGAAGCAGGGGCGCGGGGAAAUGAAGGAGGCGAAAGCACUUGCGGCCGCACGGGCAGAAGAGGAGGAGGAUGACGACGACGAUGACGACGACGACGAUGACGACGACGAUGACGACGAUGACGACGACGACGACGACAACUCGUCAGACGACAGCAGCGGUGAGGAGGCGCUCAAUAAGACGGGACUGUCGUCGCUCACCGAGGACGACUCCACGUUGCUGGACGACUCCGACUCGGACGCCGGCGCCGAGUGAAGCGCCGUGUGCCCCAAGGGGAAUGGCAGGAGGGGGGGGGGGGCGUGCGGACGUCGGCCCCUUUGCCCUUUGCCCCCCGCCCCCCGCCCUGUCGGAGCGGGCCCGGUUGGUUGCUCGCUGCGGCGGUGGGGGGGGGGUGGUGGCGGUUUAGCUGGAGCGGGAUUUAAUUUCAGCGAUGCCACGGUGUGGCCGCCAGUUUUCCAGAAAAAAAUGUAAACUUCAGGAAUCCUUUAUUUUUACUUUUUCCUUUUUUUGUAAUGGACGACGAUGGUCUUUCUUUCUCAUUUUUGUUAAUUACGUUCCCUCUGCGACUGCUCGGCACGUGUCUACCCGACCCCAAUCUCCCCCGCCCACUUCCCUCCGGGCAUCUCAGCUCUCCAACCCGUGCCCACCGCCCCCAGCAUUUGUCGAAUGAAUAAUUGAACAAACCGGCAUCGAUUUGGACGCACCGACUUGCCAUUUCUUGGCUCCCGAGCGCCGUCACCGGACGCCGCCGCCACCCACCGCCCUCCCGACCGCGGGAGCGCGAGCCAGGCGAGGGAACUUCACCGCACCCCGGCAAACGCAGUGACGACAACGAUCAUUUUGGACGUGCGGAGGUGGUGGUGGCAGCGGCCGCGUGGUCAUUCGCCCGUGCCGCGAUUGUGCCGGUACCGGUGUGUGCGAGUGUGUACAGUGCGAGCGUGCGAGUGUGUGAAUGAGCGCCAACGUGCGCGCUGCGUUAAGCGGCGAGUAAAUCCGGGUUUAAUCUUCCAACGGGCAUUGCUGACUAGAGCCGGGCGUGCGUGCGUGCUUGCCCGCCCGUUCACUUGCUCGCCCGUCGCCCCCCAACCCCACGCUCGUCCCUUGCGUCACCCCGUGAACGAGCGGAGGUGGACGCUCGGGUUAUGAGCGAGCGAACGUCACGUGCGCACGCACGCACGCCCUUUCCGCUCUCACCUCGAGUAUUCAGGUAUCUUUUUGUUUUAGUUUAUUAUUUUUGAUUUCGUAAUACUUCCUUGAGUCAAACACUGUUAAAAAAUAAUAAUAAUCACACGAGACACUAUCUUAUCACAGGUAAUAAAAGCGAUGACGGCAAAGUCGAUCGGCUGCGGAAAUAAGAAAAACACAAAACCAAUGAACGAAAGGGGAGAGACGCAAACCUCUCUCCCACGACCGCAGUACUCGCUUACGACGUGAAUGUGCAUGGGGCCGGCCACGUGCCUGCCUUUCCCUAACACUGAUUGUACGCGACUUUACUACAAUUCACCGACACGCCGCCGCCGCUGCUGCUGCUGCAGCUGCAACAGCGGCGACAGCUGCAAGGAGGGUGAAAGUUUUUAAGUGAAACGGCCGAACCUGAAGGGGACUCUUUUUCUUCCCCAGCGAAUCCCGCCAGGAGCAGAGCCUGGCGCGUGUCUGUGCGUAGCUUGUUAAUGACGUCGACAAGUGAUUUAAUAUUGUAAUAAGAAUAACGAUGACGACGACGACAAUAAUGUUCAUAAUAAUAAGAGGGAAUCUGAGUGUCCCCCCCCCUCCCUCUUCCCCCACCGUGUGACUUUGUUAGUUAUAGGCAAGUGGACAUGAAUGUUGAAUUUGUUUUUGAAUUAGUUGAAAGUUUGUAAAUCGGCAUGAAGUUUUUGCAGUGUAGCCAAAACAAAUGGGAGAAGAGGAAUACAAAAAAAAACACAACACACAAAAAAAUAAUGUAAAACCUUUAAAAAAUAUAUAUAAAAACUGGCCCCUAGCGUGUUAACGACGAUAGCUGUCUUUAGUUGACGUGCAUUAGGAUGACUUAGAGCGAAUGUAACGUACAUCGGGGAGUUAUAUAUCAGCGCCUCGUUGAUUUCUCUAUAGUUAUUUUUAUUUGAUAAUCGACCCGGCCGUGUGUAUUUUUUAAGUCGGACCAUCAGAAUGUGACUGUGGCCGCAGCAAUAACCCCGGCAGCUAUAAAUCGGGUUACCGGGUCACCGGGUCACUGGCCAUCGGUUCAGAGGGACUUGGACCCUCGGGUUGGGUGACCUUUUUAAACAGAACAACCCGUUCAACUUUUCACCACUGACAAAUAACGGAAAAAAAAUCUGAAGUGAUGGAAUAACUCAUCAGGUAGCACUACUCAGAGAUCUCGCGAUUUGUUUCGUUAUUUUUUUUAUUUAGGUUUUAAUUAAUUUGUUUUGUUUUUUCUCAAAGAUGUAUUUUAAUAGAAUUACUCGCGGUGCACUGUGACUAUUCAGGUACUCCUCCGUGCUCUGGCCCCACGGCCCCGCUGGUCUCCUCCAGGGUCCCGUUUCCCCGCGGGAAGGGGGCCGCAGUGUUGCGCAAGCACGGGGUUGGGGUUGUCGGGGCCGGUUGUGUUGUUAAGGGAGCCCCCCCCCCCCCCCAUACAGAUUGGCGUAAUACAAAGAAAGAGCCCCCCCCCUCCCCCACCUUGCUCCUCUGCCACAGGGAGUGUCCUACGUCUGACCACCUCCAGCUCGCCUAACCCUCCGUCCCUCUCUCACCUCCUUCUCUCACCCCCUAUCUCCCGUCCCCUCCCUACAGCCAAUAUCAUAUCCUCCGUGAUUAAAAAGACGCUCUGGAAAGUAAGAGGCACCGCAAACUGGUGCCUGGUGGCGGUUAAGCUUUUUUUUUGUUCAAAUCCGGUCUCUCUCGCGCGCACACAGCUCCCGGGGAUUACAAGACUCAUCCCUUAGCUUUUAAGCUACUCUAUUCUGACGCAUGAUGGCAGCACACAUGGUCAGGGGCUGACUGUCGAAGCCACGGUGAGAGGGCAACUUUAGCUUUAAAAUACAGAGGGGGAGGGAUGGGUGGGGGAGUGUGUCUUGCAAUCUGUAGAAUACGGUCCCCGCAGACCGGAGAUAAGACACAGAUGUCGUCGUCCUCUCCCCGGAGGCGCCCGUGGUAAAGUGCAGCGCCGAUGGCCAGGCUUGUGCUCGGUAGAGCGGGAGAGGGGGUGUCCGCUGCUCCACCCUUACCCCUCACCUCUCACCCCCAUGCCUCCACCCCACGCCCCCGGAGCCUCUGAGUUUUGAGUGGCUGGGGUGGGGGUGGAGGGCGGUGGGACAGAAGGCAGAGGGCCAGGAUCAACUCCUCUGGGGAGUUGGAGCUGAGUGCUGGUGAUGAUGAGUGUUGGAGGGUGAGUUUGGGGGCGGAUUAGUGGAGAGAGGAGGGGGUGGGGCGCAGUGAUGAAUGAAUCUCUCACCAGCGUGUCCGGUAUGGUGUGAUGUGCGCGCGAGUGUGCGUGAGUGAGCGAGUGUGUCGGUGAGCGCCCGCGCGCUCGCACAUUUGCUGUCUGUGUAUUGAAUGUGGUUUUGUGAGUGUGGGUAAUGAGUGUGAAUAAUUGAUUGUGUGUUAGGUGCGUAUUAACUGUAGGGCUGUUUAUUCUGCGACGGUGUGACAGUGUGCGUUCAAUGUGCUCACGGUGAGACGUGUGGCCCUCGUGGUUGCGUCAGUGUUGGAACUGAGCGGCAUUAAUCAGUUUGUGGCAGUGGGCGAGUGUGAUUACGGGUGAGGUGUGGCCGCCUGGGGUGUGAAUUCAAGUGUUGGGGAAGUAUAGAGGGGGAGGGAGGGGUGCUUGCCUGCAAGGCCGCCCUCCCAUACUCCCCAAGUUGCUCUCAAACACGCAACCCCUCCCACGUACGCCACCCCGACCCACUCGCCACACCAAUCCGGACUCGAACCUUAACGCCCUCACCACAUGGCUCCUACACCCUUGGAGGAACAUCUGGCAAGACUGUAGCCUCCUUUUUGCCUUUCGGGACACGGCCCUGGUUAUUUAUUAUUACCUCAUGCUGAGCAGAUAUACGUAUAUUGAUUAAAAAAUAGAAAAAUACAAAAAAAAGUACAAAAAAUCUUGAAAAGACCGCCGCGUGCGUUUUACUGUGACGCGCGCCGGCCACGUGUAAAGGUGUACAUUGUAGCUGCUGUAAUCGCGUGUAGUGUGUAGCGACAUGUAAAGUACAGACCUCGAGGUAACCUCAUCAUCCUCCGCGCGCUGCGCCACCGAUGUUACAAACGUGCUGAAUGUUGGAAGGAAAAAAACCACAGCGCACGCUCCGGUUGGGUUGACGUUUCCGUUUUUUGUUUUUAUUUGUUGGUUUUAUUGUUUCUCUCUCUAGGUGUGCGUUUGCAUUUGCUCCUCUGGAAUAUUUGUGUUUUUAUUUUCCUUCAAGCACAAGGUGACUGUUUCAGAGUUGUUGUUUCCGCGAGGCCGUGAAAGCAUCUCUCAAGAUUUCACAAAUCAUGUGGUGGGGGCUGCUGCUGCUGGUAACAUGGCAAAUUCCGCUGUUCUGCCUGCCCCACUCAUCGCAUCAUGCUUGUCACGAACCGACCACGUAACACUACCAAACUCGCUGCAAUUUCAUUUGAAUCCCGCCAGACCUUACCUUCAACCCUCAAAACCCUGAAAAACCCUUCCUAGCCUCAGCAAAACACACCACAACCCCCACUAAUCCAACCAAAACACCACCAUAACUCCACCAAUCCCACCGAAAUCCCAGUGUAAUCCCACCAUAGCAAAAUCAAUUCCACCGAAACCCCACCAUAACCCCACCAAUCCCACCGAGAUCCCGCUGAAACCCCACCGUAACACAUCCAAUCCCACCGAAACCCCACCAAUAUCCCCGAAACGCCACCAAUCCCACCGUAACCCUCGCCAAUCUCACCGUAACCCCCACGAAUAUCCCACCAUGCUCGCUGUUACACUACCAAAUCUAUCGCAUCUCACAGGAGCCCAGCUUGAUUGGCACUCCACCCAAACCCACUCGAAUCACCAGCAAAAUAUAUCCUCUUCUGACACUACCAGUUCCUCCGAGACCGCCCCUCCCAAUCCCUAAAAAAAAACCCACCCCCGACCCCAGCAAACGCCGACCGCACCACCCGCGCGUCAUCUCACUCGCGUUGCCGCCGCUGCUUCCUCGUGCGCCGCGCGCCGUCAUCGCUGCGUGUUGUGCGCGCGCGCGUGCGUGUGGUUUUUUUUUGCGUGCGUGUUCUCAUUGUGUUCGUGGGCACGUUCACUGUGUCCGCGAGUAACAGUCGCGGGGCCGUUUGUCCGUUCGCGGGCUUGCUUGUUGUUGCUGCUGCUGCCGCCGCUGCGGGCAGGCAACUCUGCUUCUCAACACAGCCGCGCCCGCGCUUUGUACAAAGCGAGAGAGAGCGGGGAGAGAUGAGAGAGUAAGAGUACUAAUCUGCGUGCUGCCCCCCAAGCCACCCCCAUUGUGCCCCCCUCUUCCCACUGUGCCCCCCCCCACCCACCCACAUCUCCGCUUAGCCCCGGAUUGGAAGCGGUGAGCGUGAAUUUCUGCACCCGCAGUAGCGCAGUUACUGCCCCUGUUGUUACCCCCCCCCCGUCUCGUGUGUGAAUUACGUCACAAUGAAAUGCAGUCAGAUUUCCUCCUCAUGGUUGUUUGUAAUUUAUUCCUGAGUUGUAGAUCAGAAUUUGGGAGCCGAUAUUUUUAUUAAAACUCAUUCUUUUUUGCCAAA